Messenger RNA from Asparagus officinalis (garden asparagus), 2259 nucleotides. RefSeq lists its product as uncharacterized. The record is from RefSeq and is a predicted model, not a curated record. The coding region runs from base 1 to 1890 and encodes 629 amino acids. The transcript has 5 exons. NCBI's taxonomy places the organism in Eukaryota, Viridiplantae, Streptophyta, Magnoliopsida, Asparagales, Asparagaceae.
AUGGUUAGAGUAUAUUAUAGAGGGAAAAAUGCGACUCCACCAAACCUCAACUUCCCACUUCCAAUCCUUCAUUAUCUCCUUCAACCAUCAAAUUUUAGGGCUUCUUCCUCAAAACCCUGGAAUGGACGACAACACGCGUCUCGAUUUCGACGCCCCGCUCCUCUCCGUCCCCGAUCCGCAUCCGAACCCGACCCGAACACGAAUCCUUCACGCUCCGCGCUUCCCUUCUACAAAUCGGAUCUCAAAUCGGGUCCGGUCCGAAACCCAGGCGUCGUCCCCUUUCGCUGGGAGCAGUCCCCGGGCCACCCUAAAGACCGCCCUCGCUCGGUCCGUACCGUCGUCGCUCCCAAGCUACCUCCGGGUCGGGUCUUGGUCGAAAAAGAACCCGCUAACCCGUUAGAAGAUGAAAAAGAAACGUUCUCGGUCGAGAAAGAAUCCUCUAAGCCUUUGGAAGAUGAAGAUGAAAAGUUCUGCGAUGCGGUCGAGACGCUAUCGCCGACCGAGUCGUCGUUCGUGAAUUGUAGCGUCAGCGGGCUGAGCGAGAUGCCUGAAUCUUCUGGAAGCUUCUCGACGGAUCCUCAGGUUCGAGAUUUCAUGAUGGGAAGGUUCUUGCCGGCGGCUAAGGCUGCGGACGUGGCUAAGGCUAUGGCUGCGGACGUGCCGCAUGCUUCAUCGAGAAAGCCAACCCCAACACCAAAUUGGGAUCGAAAUCGGGUUAUCAUUCAAAAUGGGGAUCAAAACAGGGUUAGGUUUCCGAAUGGGGCGGAGUUUAUUGAGGAAGAUGAGGAUGAUGAGGAUGAAGAGGAAGAAGAAGAGUAUUAUGGUAAUGGGAAUUUGCUGUUGAAAGGGUGUGGAUUGAUUCCGAGGUUUUGUUUGAAGGGUUCGUUGUGUUUGUUGAAUCCGGUGACGGGGAUGAAGGUUUCGGGUAGGAGAUUGCCGCCGAGUUCUGUUCGGAGAAAUUAUGUGCCACAAUUUAAGGCAAUGGAGCAUGAGUCUUUUGGGCAAGUUGAAGAAGAGUACUCGUGGGAAGCAGUGUACAAACACAAACUGCUACAUGGACACAUGCUACAUGGACACAGUCCUAUUCAAGAGGAGGACGUCAGUAAGCUAACGAGUGAAUCCAACCAAUUUACCUGUUGGAGUGAUUCCUUGACGACUGAUGGAUCAUCACCGCAACUCUGUUCUCAUGCUACUGGAGUAUCUCCUUAUCGAAAUGAGCCAUCCCAAUCCCCGUUCCAUGAGGGCAAGGGUUUUCUUGGAGUUCCAAGGAGAGACAAAAAGUGUUUCAAGACUGGUGUGUCCAAUUCCUUUGAGAAAGACUCAAUGAGUCUAUAUGGAUCAGGCUCCGUAAGUCCUUCAGUUGAGAGAACUCUUCAAUUCGAUUCAAGUUCAAAAUCAAGCUCUCUUCAUAACUCUUCAGAUAUCAAAGACAGAACUAAACCAGAUGAUGAGGAUUCUCAGGUUGGCAUACAAAGUCAGAGAAUGGAUGAAAUUCUUGUUCUAGAAACUCGCGAUAAGUAUGAAGAUAACAAUGACUCCAGAUCAAGUGAUAGGGAUGAUGGACAAAUGCUUUUAAGAGGACAAAUGCUUUUAAGAGAAAAUAAUCAAGUGAAGAAUGAUCCUGAUCCUAUGCCAUCUCUCCUUUUGUUACCAUUGCCCAAUUCUCCUUCUGAGUCAUGGCUCAGCCGCACCUUGCCUUCUGUCUCAUCAAAGAAUCCAUCUCCACAGUCAUUUUUAGGUAUUCAUGCUCAGACAAGGAAACAAGCUUCUACUUUGUCUUCGACGCUUCCUAAGAAGGAUUUAUCUAUUAAAUCUUCCAAACUGAAGUGUGGCCAAACUCGGUUUGCUGAUAUGCUGUCGACGCCUUUAUCCCCAAAAUCAGAGAUUUGAGAUGGCAGGAGGUUCUUCUUAUUAACUGGCAUGCUAACAACCUCCCUUUGCUCUCUUUUAUUAAAGUGGUGAGAACUUGUCCAGUUGUUCCUGUUCAUAGUCUUUUGUGAUGGUGGAGAUGUUACUCCUCCUUUUAUGUAUGUACCUUGAACCAAAAUUGCACACGAUGUGAGUUCAACUGUAAAUUUUCAAUUCAACACUUCAAACACAUUCUCAUCUUUUUGCUUCUGUAGCAGUUAGACCAUCAUUCAACUGCAAGCUAUGUGGCUUGUUUUUUGAUGUUCUGUAACGCUCAUGUAUAGUCUGUGAGAUUAUACUACUCCAAUAAAAAAUUUGUUAGUUAUAGAAUAGCUUCGGAAUUUUUUCAUU